This is a messenger RNA of Trichobilharzia szidati, 3945 nucleotides long. The record is from the annotation of a GenBank genome assembly. Lineage: Eukaryota; Metazoa; Platyhelminthes; Trematoda; Strigeidida; Schistosomatidae.
AUGAAGAGAGCUGGGAAGUCAAAUAAUACGGACCCUCCACCCAAAACCCCUAAAACAAAUGAUACCCUGUCCGCUGAAGGUGAAAUCGUUAGUUGGCAAAAUCUACAUGCAGAUUUGCAGGAACUGUCUCACUGUGGAGAGGAACGUAAAAAUUGUACUUAUGAAUCAAGGAAACCGUCAGUUCUAGCGAUGAAAGCUUAUUGUCAACGCCUAUUCGAAAUGAAUCGUACGACACAAACUCGAAAGUUUAAUCAAACAGAGAAAGAUGACAUGACCCACUACAUUCAAUCCUCCAUGCCUUGUACAACUUCAUCGAGGAACGUGAAUAGAUCUGUUGGUUCAAUCCCAAGACGCCAAAGAAUCGCGUUAACAAGUACAGAACUAGUUCGAUUAGAACGCCAAUUGGGAAUGCACAUACAGUUGUUGACUACAAGUUUCCUGCUCACUUAUGAUUUUCCUGAUAUGCACGAAUCAACUACUCGACCAUGUGCAUCUCUUCUCAAAACUUUGGUUGCCAAGCGUCAGGCUUUUGAUUUAGUCGCGCUUCAAAAAAAGGUAUCCAGUGCAGUUCAUUCUGUAACUAGCUUCUAUUGGCGUUGUCCUACCCUAGACAUGGCUAUUGAUUUGAUUUCUGAUUACUCUGGAUUGUCUAUGCUUCCUCGUAUACGAUGGAAUGCCUGUAAGCAGAGAUUAGGACAAACGUUGACUAAAUCGCCUUCAUUUACCUUCCCGAUUCCAUACUGUUUAUUGGAUAUAAUGAUCAACAGUCCUAUUUGGUCUUAUGCUUAUUUAAUGCCUACCGUCUUGGGACCUCAUCCAAAAAGCCAUGUUCGGCUAGUAUUUCAUCCGUCAGAAGAUGCUUUGGUGAUAAUGGGACUGGCAGAUUUUUCAGGUGCUUUAAGCCGCUGUUGUAGAAUUCUUGAAUCUAAAAUGUUUAGUCAACGUCGUUUCUCAAGAGCUUUAAAGUCUCAAAAUAAACAACCAGGACGUUACAUUGCCUAUCGUUUAAUCGGUAGACAUAUACUUCCACAUCGUACAUUUUUACAGCUGCGCUCUCGUCGAAGCAAUCUGUUAGCUAAUUGUGAUAGCAUAGAUAACGCAGGAGAUUCAAAGCCAGUAUCAGUUGCCACUCGUUAUCUACUUCACCUAUAUAAGGAACUAAGUCAACCGGGUGAAGUAGAUCUUGAAAGGAUCCAACAAUAUGCUAAUGAAAUGAGUUCUCUUGCUAUUCCUUAUGGUAUACCACUGAUUACCUCAUGUUUAAUUGAUAGGAAUCCUAAGGAACUGUUUACUUUCGAAGGACUUCCCACUGAAGUAGGUUAUGAGGAUGUAUUAGGUUAUAAUAACUUCGACGAAAGCGUAAAACGCAAGUUAGAUGUACUAACUGAAUUCACGCAAAAUGCAAACUGUUUUUGGAAAUCGCAGACAGAAAAAGCAUCUCGAACUAAAGAAACAGAAACAAACUGCUUGUCAGUUUUAGACGACGAAUCCAUAAUCAAAUUAGAACAACCUAUCCAAUGUGAUGUUCUCGGUCCAGAUUACCAACCUGCUAUACCAGUUGAUCCUAAUCCUGAUGGAAUUGGUGAGUCUGGUUUAGCUGGAGUUACCGAGGUCGCAAAUGAACGCGGAUCAAUUUCCAAUGUAAACUCGACGAACUUACCAAGCUCAGAAACACAACAUGAUCAUGUUUGUCAGCGUGUUACACCACGUCAUAUUGAAUUCAUCUUAGCCCGUAUUAACAAACGAAAGUUAAACAGUUAUGCAAAUAAAAAUGAAGCGCGGAGCGUUGCGGAUUACGAUAUUUCGAAUGGUAUUGUGACGCCUGAUGGGGAUUUUAUUCAAGACGAACAACAAUUUAAUGAAAUUCCAAAUGUUUUUGAAUCGUAUUACAAUAAUACUGGCAAUGUAGCGUUAGAUGCUUGUCAGAAGAUAGCUGAUUCUUUAGUGAACACCUUUCAUCUCGGUUUUGAUAGGUUUUUCAGAGAUUAUGGAGACCACAUUCCGAAGUCACCGUGCAUCUUUAAUACUGGUAAUUCUACUUCGUAUGUGAGCCCUGGCUGGCCCAGUCAUGUUCAGCCUGUUUCAGACUUUCCAGUUUUUAUUAGUGAUGAGUGUCAGAGCCAACCAGCUGGUGUUUUUCCCAGUGCUUGCUUUGUGUCUUCCAGUGAUUUUAUUGCACGUUGUCGUGCACGUGGUGAUGCCACUUCAGCUGACCUUCUAACCUUACCAUCUUCGGUUAUGGGUCAAUCACAAACGCUGAUGGAUGAAAUGGAUGUAAAGCGAGCGCGUUCCUUGUUAGGUCGAUGUCGAAGGUAUUUAACUCCCACUAAUUACCGGCGUUUGAUGCGCACCUUGAUGAAUGUUUAUCAAGCUGUUCAUAAUCCCACAUCAGCGGGUAGUAAUAAGGAUCAGCAGUCGAGCAGAAAUGCAGUCCUGGUAUCUCUUGCACGUGUAUUGAAUUGUUUGAAAAACCAUGUGCAGUUGUGGGAGGAUUUCGUCUGCUUUCUGACUCCAUCACAAGCCCGUAGUUUGGGUCUACUGUCGACCUACUUAAAUUUAGCACGCAUUGUUAGAGUUCAAAGGGUUAUGCAAGAUAUUGUUCCUGGAGAUAGGAGGUUUUGGAGACGCUUGCGCAACUUGGCAGACAGUUGCAGUAAGAAAGCACGUUAUAUGCCAGUUAAAAAGAAGGUAUAUGUCGGUUCAUAUUAUGGGCCGGCUGAAUCUUCGAACACAUCCGAAAGUCCCAGCAGUUUCAGUGAAAAGGUAUCUGAGAGAAUCCAGACCACCCACAAACCGUCUAUGACAGAACAAUCUCCUGCGGUGAACAACAAUCAGCCGAAGUCUGCACGUUUGAGAAGUGUGCGGUUGAAAGGUGAAGAUAUGCAUGUUUCGUUUGCCAAAGCGUGGGCAAUUCUUGAGAGCAGCUGGCGCAGUCGUCCUGUCCUUCUGUCUUGCAUCGCUAGUCUGAUUAACACCAGACACAAACCUUUUUCUGGUUUUGAACAGAGCUUCGAAGAGACAGACGUACUUGCUAGAAAUCCUGUUGGGAUUCCGAAUGCUUCUGAUGAAUCAAAUCAAAGUGCAAGUAUUUGUAAUGUGGAUCAUCAUCAACUAGAAGCCGAUACCAACGAUCCUGUGAAUAUACUGUCUCCUGACGUACAGUCUUUAUUUUCUGAUGGAUGGGAAAUAUGCACAGAUCUUUCUUCAGCUGCCUGCAACCACAAUAACCCGCUAGGAACAGCUUGGGUACGUAGGCAAUGUCCUUGUCUAUGUCAUUCAAAUGUCUCACCUAAUAAGACCGCAAGUAUGACGAACCAGUCCGGAAAACCUGCAAAAGUGUAUAGUCUGGGUUUGAGACAUUGUAUUUCUUGUAGUCUAAGGGUGCACCGUGGGACACUUUAUGUUGAUGAAUGUAAUCUCCACCUACGUCAUGUGCAGAUAACUUGGCCACUUGGUUUUAAGCCCAAAACUCGUUUACCUACAGGUAUUCCAUCAAGUGAUGAUCUUUCGACUCAAAACCAUCGUUUGGCAACAAUGCAACAUGCAAGUAUAUCCAAGCGUGUUGCUGCAAAUAAAUUAUCGAAUCACUGCACUCGACUACCAGAUAUGGCUGGUAGGCGUGUUUCAGUAGAAUAUGUUAGUGCAUUUAAAUCGACAAAAUCAAUAAAUCAUGAAAUCAUCCCUUCAAAUAAUACUCUAGAAACAUUCGAAAUCCACUCACCGUGCGAUCUGACAGAUUUGGACUCAAGAUCAUUUGCUGAACAUAACGGAAGUGAAUCAAUUUCACAGGAUGUACCCUCAAAAUUCGGUUAUUUAGAAAACCCAGUUGGCUGGACAAUGGAUGACAAGGCUGCUCGCUUACGCACAGAGGCUUUUGCCUCUGUAUCAGAUGAGAACCAUGAAUGUGAAUUCCGUGUAUUUAGUAACAGUGAUACGGAUGACUGA